This is a messenger RNA of Penicillium coprophilum, 1596 nucleotides long. Its product is annotated as putative cysteine synthase B. Gene Ontology annotation, molecular function: cysteine synthase activity; cystathionine beta-synthase activity. NCBI's taxonomy places the organism in Eukaryota, Fungi, Ascomycota, Eurotiomycetes, Eurotiales, Aspergillaceae. The record is from RefSeq and is a predicted model, not a curated record. The transcript is spliced from 3 exons. Gene Ontology annotation, cellular component: cytoplasm. The annotation marks the transcript as partial.
GCCCCGGGCAAGAAGACCAAUUCUUCCCAGAAAAUGGCUAAUAUGAAUGAGCGCAAUGUGUACUUUGGUACCGACUCGCUGAAAAAAUACUUCAACCCGGACUGUCAGCCUCCUCUACCUCUUGUAGAGCUCCCACCUCAUUUGAACCCUUAUCAUGAAGAUGGGGUGCGGAUAUAUGCCAAAAUGAUGACCAUGCAUCCGGCAAACAAUGUCAAGGCAAUGCCAGCAUUGAACAUGCUCGAAUCUAGCGUUGUUUCCGGCAAGACAGACCAGAUCAUCGAAUACAGCUCCGGGUCAACAGUGAUUUCGAUGUCAAUGGUUGCCCGAGUUAUGCACGGAGUGAAUGAUACCCGGGCCUUCCUGAGUAACAAAACUAGCGACGCAAAGCUGAAGUUGAUGCAAUUCUUCGGUCUCGACAUUACCUUGUUCGGUGGGCCGUCUCAACCAGAGCCAUUGGACGAAAGAGGCGGUAUUCAGAAUGCCCGAAGAUUGGCUCUGGAGUCAGAGACGACUGUCAAUCCCAACCAAUACGAAAACAACAACAACUGGAAGUCCCAUAUCCGAUGGACCGGGCCCCAGAUAUUCAAGCAGCUUCCUGAAAUAAACGUUCUCUGCGCUGGUAUGGGCACUUCUGGUACCAUGACCGGCCUUGGGACCUAUUUUAAAGACGUGAAGCCGUCUGUUUACCGACUUGGUGUUUGCACUGCCCCUGGUGAUCGGGUACCUGGCCCUAGGUCAUAUGCUCUCAUGCGCCCUGUUGAGUUUCCCUGGAGAGCAGCCGUAGAUACCAUCGAAGAAGUCGGGUCGGCCGAGUCCUAUACUCUCUCCCUAAACCUAUGCCGAGAAGGACUGGUCUGUGGUCCAUCCUCCGGGUUCAACCUCCAAGGACUCUUCCAAAAUCUGGCAAAGCGCAAGGUUGCGGGAACUUUACCUGAGCUCGCAGGACCAGAUGGCACAACCCACUGCGUCUUUCUUUGCUGCGACCUGCCGUACCAGUACAUCGAUGAGUACUUUGAAAAGUUGGGCAAGCAACAAUUCCACCCAAUCCGAAACGAGCGCCUGACCAAAGUCGACCUGCAUCGAUAUGAUGAGAGCUGGGAGCGGGAUGCAUUAGAGGUCCUACCGCACUUUUAUGGAUCACCGCAAUCCCUUGCGCAAAGCUUAUUGAACGAGAUUGCCCUUCAACCGCAGAAACGCAUUGUGGACCUGCGCCAGGCAAAUGAUUUUUACACGUGGCACCUCCCUGGUUCGAUGAAUUUGCCAUUGUAUAGUCUUGGGUCUCAUAGCGCGUCACCGUUCUCCGAUCCGGGGUUGUUGGAGGCGCAAUGGGUGGAACUGGAGAGAAUCUUCAACGACGACGUGUUAGUCUCAGAUCUAGGAAGGCAUCACGUUCUUAUGGUAUGCUACGAUGGGGAUUCGGCACGUGUGGCUACCAGCGUGCUUCGGGCGAAGGGCAUCGAAGCAGACAGUGUACGUGGAGGCCACCGUGCGCUGAUGAUGCAUGAAAUCAGGAGUGAGAGCCCGAUCUCCACUACCAAGGGACAUACCAGGGGUAAUGUAUCCAUUGCAGCGAUACCCCUUCAACAGAGGACGUGA